GGAUCCAAUAAGAUCACGCCGCGUUCCGGGCCCAAUGUGUUAGAACAAGCCGGUGAUUGCAAGAGCAAAAGCGAGGUGGUGUGCUCACAGAACAUUACUGCUUUAUGCGUUCUUGUUUCCAGCUGAAAGACAUUUGACAUCCAGCCUCAAUAAGUGAAAGUUUUAGUUUAUAAUUAGAACGGAAUAGGCAUUUCAUUAAUAUUUCUGAUCAGGUGUCAGGGUCUGUUUAUUAGUUGACUGGAACCAGCAUAAAACUUGAUCUGGCAGAAGGUCACAAUGAGGGAAAAGCUGUCAUUAUUGGCUGUUUGUUGCUUAAUAGCAGCAUUCCUGCCUUCUCAAACAGAAUCCGUAGCCGUUAUGUCUGUGGACUUGGGUAGUGAAUGGAUAAAACUGGCUAUAGUUAAACCUGGUGUCCCAAUGGAGAUUGUACUAAACAAGGAAUCCAGGAGGAAAACCCCAGUAGCUGUGUGCUUAAAGGAAAACGAGAGGCUUUUUGGAGAUAGUGCUUUAGGAGUGGCUGUAAAGAACCCCAAAGUGGUUUACAGAUUUCUCCAGAGCCUUUUGGGAAAGACUGCAGACAACCCGCUGGUGGCACAGUAUCAGAAACAUUUCCCUGAACACCAGCUCCAUAGAGAUGAGAAAAGAGGAACCGUGUAUUUCAAAUUCUCUGAAGACAUGCAGUACACUCCAGAGGAACUUCUGGGGAUGAUGUUGAAUUAUUCCCGUGGUUUGGCUCAAGACUUUGCAGAGCAGACAAUAAAGGAUGCAGUCAUCACAGUUCCAGCGUAUUUUAAUCAGGCAGAACGCAGGGCGGUCUUGCAGGCUGCCCAUAUGGCAGGUUUGAAGGUCCUUCAGCUUAUCAACGAUAACGCUGCAGUGGCUUUGAACUAUGGAGUCUUUAGGAGGAAGGAAAUCAACUCUACUGCACAGAACAUCAUGUUUUAUGAUAUGGGAUCAGGCAGCACAACAGCUACUAUCGUCACCUAUCAAACCGUAAAGACCAAAGAGGCUGGGACUCAACCACAGCUUCAGAUCCGUGGAGUUGGGUUUGAUCGAACGCUGGGAGGCUUUGAGAUAGAGCUGAGACUGAGAGAUCACCUCGCCAAACUCUUUAACGAACAAAAGAAGACAAAGAAGGACGUGAGGGAAAACAUGCGCGCAAUGGCCAAACUGCUGAAAGAGGCUCAGAGACUCAAGACUGUGCUGAGUGCCAAUGCAGAGCAUGUUUCCCAGAUUGAAGGUCUGAUGGAUGACAUAGACUUCAGGGCAAAAGUGACUCGUUCUGAUUUUGAGGCGCUCUGUGAAGAUCUGUAUGCUAGAGUACCAGGACCUGUGAAGGAAGCAUUAGCUGCUUCUGAAAUGACCAUGGAUGAAAUUGAACAGGUGAUUUUGGUUGGAGGGUCCACCAGGGUUCCCAAAGUGCAAGAAGUUCUCCUAAAAGCUGUGGGAAAGCAAGAAUUGAGCAAGAACAUCAAUGCAGAUGAAGCUGCAGCGAUGGGUGCCGUCUAUCAGGCUGCUGCGCUCAGCAAAGCCUUUAAAGUCAAACCUUUCCUGGUCAGAGACGCAGCAGUGUUUCCUAUUCAGGUUGAGUUCAGCCGUGAGACUGAGGAAGAAGAUGGUGUAAAGAGCGUAAAGCAAACCAAGCGUGUUUUGUUUCAAAGAAUGGCCCCAUAUCCCCAGAGGAAAGUCAUCACGUUUAAUCGCUACACGGAUGACUUUGUCUUCUACGUCAACUACGGAGAUCUCAGCUUCUUGAGCGAAGAUGACAUGAAAGUGUUUGGCUCUCAGAAUUUAACAACGGUAAAACUGUCUGGAGUGGGCAGCAGUUUUAAGAAGCAUUCUGAUGCUGAAUCAAAAGGCAUAAAGGCCCAUUUUAACAUGGAUGAGAGUGGGGUGUUAAUUCUGGACCGGGUGGAGUCUGUGUUUGAGACUAUUGUUGAAGAAAAAGAAGAGGAGUCUACCCUCACUAAGCUCGGAAACACCAUUUCCAGCCUGUUUGGGGGUGGCAGCUCAGAGCCGAGUGACAAUGUAACAGAACCGGUUACGGAUGAGGAGGAAGUGAAUGGAAAGGAUCAGGAACAGGCAGAGAAACAGGAAGAGGCUGAACAGAAGAAAUCUGAGGCAGAAGAUGUUAAAGGUGGAGAGCCUCAGGCAGAAGAACAGAAAGAUGAUAAAGAAGAAACCACUGAGACUCAGGGAGAGAAGGAAGCUGAUAAAACAGAAAAACCUGCAGACCAACCAGAUGGUGAAAAGACAGAGGAGGCAGACAUCAAAGCCAAACCACUUAAAAAAAGCAAAGUAUCAGAAGACAUCACAGUGGAGCUUGAGAUGAAUGAUGUUCUUGAUCCAAGCACAGAAGAUUUGGAAGUGUCCAAAAAGAAGCUGCAAGACCUUACUGACCGUGAUCUGGAAAAACAUGAGAGAGAAAAGACCCUGAACAGCCUGGAGGCUUUUAUCUUUGAAACGCAGGAUAAGCUGUAUCAAGAUGAAUACCAGGCUGUAGUGACAGAGGAAGAGAGAGAGCAGAUCUCAGGCAAGCUGAGCGAGGCAUCUAACUGGAUGGAUGAGGACGGAUACUCGGCCAGCACUAAAGAGCUGAAAGAAAAGCUGUCGGAGUUGAAAAAGCUUUGCAGAGCCAUGUUCUUCAGAGUGGAUGAGAGAAAGAAAUGGCCAGACAGACUGGCAGCUCUGGAGAGCAUGCUCAACACCUCUGCCUACUUCCUUAAGAGUGCUAAAUUGAUCCCUGAAGAUGACCAGAUUUUCACAGAUGUGGAGCUGAAGACACUAGAGAGAGUCAUCAAUGAGACAACGACAUGGAAAAAUGAGACCGUUGGUGCGCAGGAAAAAUUGUCCCCAACGGAGAAACCCGUACUGCUGUCUAAAGACAUCGAAGCUAAACUCUCCCUUCUAGACAGAGAGGUCAACUACCUGCUGACCAAAGCGAAGUUCGCUAAACCAAAGGAUAAAAUAAAGGCUAAAGACAAGAACUCCACAUCCACAAAUAACAGCAAAGCUAACAGCACAGAGGACGGGGAGAAAGUCAUCCCUCCAAAGAGCGAUGGAGAUGAAGAAGUAAAGCCAGCUGAGGAACCUCCAACAGCUGAAGAAAAAGAUAAUGAACCUAUACUUGAACUAGAUCCAGCAGAAACUAUUGAAGAUGAAGAUCCAACAGAGAGCAGUAAAUUAGAAAACCAUAUAGAGGAUGAAUUAUAACAACUGGAACUGUUAAAGGUUUUUUUGUUGUAUUUAUUGACUCCGUCAUGUGGUUCAAAAUUCAUGUUUUUUGCCCCUAAACAAAGCAUGGUGAAAUUGGCUUUCAAAAGACUGAAUAUCUUAAAUAAUACCUCUUUGCAUUUCUCCCUUUAUGUUUCCGUGACCCCCAGUUAAAAAAAUCGCAGCCACAACUGUCCUGUGUGUUUAUUUUCGUUUUGUCUUUAAAUCAGUGAUCACCUUCGUCUCAAAAAUGUCCCACCUGUUUGUACCUAUUUGAACGAGGAAAUCAAAAAUGACAUGGCUUGACCAAAGUAGACAUGUUUUCCUUUUUACGUGUGAAUGAAACUUUCAGUCCUUUAUGCAGAGUUCAGGUGGAAAUGAGUGUUUAUGUUGUCCUCUUUGUAUCAUCAACUCACCUGUAUUGUUUUAUCGGAAAUAUAUAUUGGAAAAUGUGAUUCAAAUUCUGUUUAUACCUGCCCAUUCACCUUUUAUCCAUUUCUAAAUACACUGUAUUCAACCUGUGAGGAUCCUUCCAACAUCUGCUCUAAACAUCUGUAUUAGACUUCAGUGUCGCUGCUCUGCUGCAUUGACAUCUAGACAAUUUUAUUUUACACUUUUAUUUAAAACCUUGCCUGUAAAAGAAAAUGAGACACAAGGAUGUACGUUCUGUCAUCACCGCUACUGGUUCUGUUAUUUACAUAUUUUCAUUAUUGUUAUUCAGGUCUGUGUGGAGCAAUGUGUGUAAUGUGUGGAAAAGGGAGAAGAUUGUUUCUAAACUGUUAAUAAAGUCUUUUUUUUUUAA
Molecule: messenger RNA, 4015 nt
Organism: Paramisgurnus dabryanus
Lineage: Eukaryota; Metazoa; Chordata; Actinopteri; Cypriniformes; Cobitidae
Source: RefSeq, a predicted model, not a curated record